UUUAAAGAACGUACAUUUUUGACCGUGUAUAAUUGUACUGCUUUAACUCUUUUGCAAAGUUUGAUUCUGCAUAUUUUUGCAUCCUAAAUCUGGAAUGGUAGAAAAGACUACAUUACUAAGGGAGCGUACUGAGGAAUUAUUUAAGAAUUCGGAUGAUCUGGAAAGGGUUAAAUACAUUAGGAAUUGGACGGGAGACUGCAAAGGCUUUGAGGAAAACUGGGGCAGAAGUUGUUGCACUGAGUAGAAGUUAUGAAGACCUGGAAAGCUUGGCCCGAGAGUGCCCUGGUGUGCAGACAAUAUGUGUGGAUUUAGCAGACUGGUCAGCAACAGAAAAAGCUCUGAGCUCAAUUGGACCUGUGGACAUACUGGUAAAUAAUGCAGCCGUGGCCAUCCUACAGCCUUUUCUUGCAGUCACAGAAGAAGCAUUUGACAGGAGUUUUGCUGUGAAUGUUAAAGCAGUGUUACAUGUCUCACAGAUUGUUGUCCAUCAGAUGAUUGAGCGUGGAGUUCCAGGUGCCAUUGUUAAUGUAUCCAGCCAGGCCUCACAGUGUGCUUUGCUGGACCACUCUGUGUACUGUUCAACAAAAGGAGCUUUAGACAUGGUGACCAAGGUGAUGGCACUUGAACUAGGACCAAAGAAGAUUCGUGUUAAUUCUGUGAACCCCACUGUAGUAAUGACUGAGAUGGGACGCGUUGGUUGGAGUGAUCCCCAGAAGUCUAAGCCAAUGCUAAAUCGUAUUCCUUUGGGGCGAUUUGCUGAAGUGGAAGACGUAGUUCACAGUAUUCUGUUCCUGCUAAGUGAUAAAAGUUCCAUGAUCACUGGCUCCUGUCUGCCUGUGGAUGGGGGAUUCCUUGCCUGUUAGUUCUCAGAGCCUUAUCUUUUGCACCACUGUGGACUUUCUAAGUGCCUCUCCAACUGCUUCUGAAUGUCAACUUCAGCAUCUUUAACCACAGACAGUCCAGUUAUGAUCAGCAUUGCUGGACCUUAUAAUCUGGAAAAAAAAAACUAUGCAUGUAAGGGCAGACAUAUCUAGUAAAGAACAAUUUUUUCUUUAUUACUUUGUAUGAGCCAUAAUAUCUUGUUAAAUCCUAUCUGAAAGAAAUAAAUAUAUCUGCUAUUG
Xenopus laevis (African clawed frog) is the source of this 1121-nucleotide messenger RNA. It is a transcript of the gene dcxr.L, whose product is annotated as dicarbonyl/L-xylulose reductase L homeolog. The record is from RefSeq and is a predicted model, not a curated record. Gene Ontology annotation, biological process: xylulose metabolic process; glucose metabolic process. Gene Ontology annotation, molecular function: L-xylulose reductase (NADPH) activity; carbonyl reductase (NADPH) activity; oxidoreductase activity, acting on the CH-OH group of donors, NAD or NADP as acceptor. The coding region runs from base 153 to 863 and encodes 236 amino acids. Lineage: Eukaryota; Metazoa; Chordata; Amphibia; Anura; Pipidae. The transcript has 8 exons.